This is a messenger RNA of Diorhabda carinulata, 7252 nucleotides long. RefSeq names its product mucin-2-like. The transcript has 13 exons. NCBI's taxonomy places the organism in Eukaryota, Metazoa, Arthropoda, Insecta, Coleoptera, Chrysomelidae. The coding region runs from base 220 to 6855 and encodes 2211 amino acids. Gene Ontology annotation, biological process: proteolysis. Gene Ontology annotation, molecular function: serine-type endopeptidase activity. The record is from RefSeq and is a predicted model, not a curated record.
GUGCACUUAAAAAAUAAAAGUAAGUAAAUUUGGGAAUUAAGUGUCUCGCGUUUUUUAUAAUUUUACUGAUUUUUUUUUCAAAUUUCGCGCCAAAUAAUUCAGAUGUUGUGAGUUGUGAUUGGUGGUGCUACAUUAUACAAAGGAUUAUUUUUUGCGUCCAUGGAUUUUGAGUUUGGUUUGUGAUAUUUGAAAGUGACAGAUAAUUGAAUCACUAAAAAUAUGUCUCCACUACUUUUAGUGGGGAUACUUAUCUCCACUGCACUAGCUGAUGUGAUACACGUCAAAGGAAAUGGAGGAGUAGCUAUACCCAAUCCCAGUGAAAUUAAUUCUCUAGUCAAUAAUAGGAAAUCGAAUCAACAGGAAUAUUGGUGGAUGGGACCAGACAGUCCGAUGAAAGCCGCCUACGAUUAUUAUAAGAAAUGUUCAAAAACCGGAAACUGUCUACCUCCUGUGAACCUUCUUAAUGCUGGCGACUUCAAUUUAGAAUCAGUCGACCUUAAGAAAAAUCCAUUUUUGAAUGGCGUAUACGAAGCUGGAAGUUCAGCUGAUUUCUCCACCUCUUCGUCUGAGACGAAGUCCACCGGAGUAUCCGCUGAUUCAAACAUUGAAAUAAACAAUAAUCCUUUCUUAAAACGAGCUGCUUCAACUGGAAACGGUGACAAAAUUACAGACUCAAACGGUUUUCUAGGAGUUCAACCUAAAAAGCCCGGAUUCUCCACAACACAUCCACUGGAUAAUAAGAAACCAUUCGCUACUACUCACCCAGGUGAACCAAAACCAUUCAAUAUUAAUGUUAUUGAUGAUGACAAUGAAGUUUCACUUACAAUACCAUGUGAAGGACAAGGAAAAGUUUGCGUUCCAAAAGAUGCUUGCGUUAAUGGUUUUGUUAGCAAAUAUAGAGAAAAUGUCUUACAGAUCAAACAGAAUAAUAAUAACUGUAACAAAAAUACGGAAGCUUGUUGCAAUUUAUCUGGUGGUACCUCAUUCCCAACUAGCAUUAACGAUUUGCUCGACAAUCCGGCUAAAAACUACAAAUUCAAUAGCAACGCCAAUCCUUCAUCGGGGAUAAAAAUCAUUAACGAUUAUUCAGGAGACUCAAAGUUUCAAGUUUCUCAUAACAGUCAAAGUGGUUCAACAAAUAAAGCGAAUCCAGCGAAACCAGAAAGAGAUAUAAGUACCAGCGCCAAUUCUGUCUUUUCAUCCACACCUGACUAUAGUGAUGUACAGUUUGACAGUGACGUCAGAUUUUCUAAUCUUCUUCAUGGACCGGCUUAUCUUCCACCUGAACCACCUAAACCACAACAAUGUCCAGCUGGUACGUACUUGAAUGUUGAAGGUAAUUGUGAACCUGCAAGAAAACCCUGCCCCAUAGGUACAGAAAGACAAAAAGAUGGAAGAUGUGUACCAGUAGAAUCACCAUCAUGUCCCUUUGGAACAUAUAUACAACCAGAUGGAAGCUGUAAACGAACACCUACACCAGCAUCAUGCCCUUUUGGUACUAUUCAACAACCCGACGGAAGCUGUAGACGAUUGGAACCACCAACACCAGUACCAUGUCCAUUUGGCACCAACAGACAACCUGAUGGUAGUUGUAGGCGACCGGAGCCGCCUACACCAGCACCAUGUCCAUAUGGUACGAAUAGACAACGUGAUGGAAGCUGUAAGCGACCUGAACCACCUACUCCAGCACCAUGUCCAUUUGGCACUAACAGACAACCUGAUGGUAGUUGUAGGCGACCGGAGCCGCCUACGCCGGUACCAUGUCCCUACGGAACAAAUAGACAACCUGAUGGAAGCUGUAAGCGACCAGAACCACCUACUCCAACACCAUGUCCAUUUGGCACGAACAGACAACCUGAUGGUAGUUGUAGGCGACCGGAGCCGCCUACGCCAGCACCAUGUCCUUCUGGUACUAUUCAACAGCCCGAUGGAAGCUGUAGACGAUUAGAACCAUCAACACCAGCACCAUGUCCAUUUGGCACGAACAGGCAACCUGAUGGUAGUUGUAGGCGACCGGAGCCGCCUACGCCGGUACCAUGUCCCUACGGAACAAAUAGACAACCUGAUGGAAGCUGUAAGCGACCUGAACCACCUACUCCAGCACCAUGUCCAUUUGGCACGAACAGACAACCUGAUGGUAGUUGUAGGCGACCAGAACCGCCUACACCAGCACCAUGUCCCUUCGGAACAAAAAGACAACCUGAUGGAAGCUGUAAGCGACCAGAACCACCUACUCCAGCACCAUGUCCAUUUGGCACGAACAGACAACCUGAUGGUAGUUGUAGGCGACCAGAACCGCCUACACCAGCACCUUGUCCCUUUGGAACAAAUAGACAACCUGAUGGAAGCUGUAAGCGACCAAAACCACCUACUGCAGCACCAUGUCCAUUUGGCACGAACAGGCAACCUGAUGGUAGUUGUAGGCGACCAGAACCGCCUACACCAGCACCAUGUCCCUACGGAACGAAAAGACAACCGGAUGGAAGCUGUAAGCGACUAGAGCCACCUACGCCUGCACCAUGUCCAUUUGGCACGAACAGGCAACCUGAUGGUAGUUGUAGGCGACCAGAACCGCCUACACCAGCACCAUGUCCCUUCGGAACAAAUAGACAACCUGAUGGAAGCUGUAAGCGACCAGAGCCAUCUACGCCUGCACCAUGUCCAUUUGGCACGUACAGGCAACCUGAUGGUAGUUGUAGGCGACCAGAACCGCCUACACCAGCACCAUGUCCCUACGGAACGAAAAGACAACCGGAUGGAAGCUGUAAGCGACUAGAGCCACCUACGCCUGCACCAUGUCCAUUUGGCACGAACAGACAACCUGAUGGUAGUUGCAAACGACCGGAGCCGCCAACACCAGCCCCAUGUCCUUACGGAACGAAAAAACAACCUGAUGGAAGUUGUAAGCGACCUGAACCACCUACUCCAGCACCAUGUCCAUUUGGCACAAACAGACAGCCUGAUGGUAGUUGUAGGCGACCGGAACCGUCUACACCGGUUCCAUGUCCUUCUGGUACUAUUCAACAGCCUGAUGGAAGCUGUAGACGAUUAGAACCAUCAACGCCAGCACCAUGUCCAUUUGGUACGAACAGACAACCUGAUGGUAGUUGUAGGCGUCCAGAACCGUCUACGCCUGCACCAUGUCCAUUUGGCACGAACAGACAACCUGAUGGUAGUUGUAGGCGACCAGAACCGCCUACACCAGCACCAUGUCCCUUCGGAACAAAAAGACAACCUGAUGGAAGCUGUAAGCGACCAGAACCACCUACUCCAUCACCAUGUCCAUUUGGCACGAACAGGCAACCUGAUGGUAGUUGUAGACGACCGGAGCCGCCUACACCAGCACCAUGUCCCUACGGAACGAAAAGACAACCGGAUGGAAGCUGCAAGCGACCAGAGCCAUCUACGCCUGCACCAUGUCCACUUGGCACAAACAGGCAACCUGAUGGUAGUUGUAGGCGACCAGAACCGCCUACACCAGCACCAUGUCCCUUUGGAACAAAUAGACAACCGGAUGGAAGCUGUAAGCGACCAGAGCCAUCUACGCCUGCACCAUGUCCAUUUGGCACGUACAGGCAACCUGAUGGUAGUUGUAGGCGACCAGAACCGCCUACACCAGCACCAUGUCCCUUCGGAACAAAUAGACAACCUGAUGGAAGCUGUAAGCGACCAGAGCCAUCUACGCCUGCACCAUGUCCAUUUGGCACGUACAGGCAACCUGAUGGUAGUUGUAGGCGACCAGAACCGCCUACACCAGCACCAUGUCCCUUCGGAACAAAUAGACAACCUGAUGGAAGCUGUAAGCGACCAGAGCCAUCUACGCCUGCACCAUGUCCAUUUGGCACGAACAGACAACCUGAUGGUAGUUGUAGGCGACCGGAACCGCCUACACCAGCACCAUGUCCCUUCGGAACAAAUAGACAACCUGAUGGAAGCUGUAAGCGACCAGAACCACCUACUCCAACACCAUGUCCAUUUGGCACGAACAGGCAACCUGAUGGUAGUUGUAGGCGACCAGAACCGCCUACACCAGCACCAUGUCCCUUUGGAACAAAUAGACAACCGGAUGGAAGCUGUAAGCGACCAGAGCCAUCUACGCCUGCACCAUGUCCAUUUGGCACGUACAGGCAACCUGAUGGUAGUUGUAGGCGACCAGAACCGCCUACACCAGCACCAUGUCCCUUCGGAACAAAUAGACAACCUGAUGGAAGCUGUAAGCGACCAGAGCCAUCUACGCCUGCACCAUGUCCAUUUGGCACGUACAGGCAACCUGAUGGUAGUUGUAGGCGACCAGAACCGCCUACACCAGCACCAUGUCCCUUCGGAACAAAUAGACAACCUGAUGGAAGUUGUAAGCGACCAGAGCCAUCUACGCCUGCACCAUGUCCAUUUGGCACGAACAGGGAACCUGAUGGUAGUUGUAGGCGACCGGAGCCGCCUACGCCAGUACCAUGUCCAUUCGGCACAAACAGACAACCUGAUGGUAGUUGUACGCGACCAGAAACACCGACAUCAUGUCCUAAUGAUUCUGUUAGACAGCCUGAUGGAUCUUGCCUGAAACCAACUGUUGAGCCAUAUUGUCCUUCUGGAACUGAAAGACAGCCUGAUGGCUCAUGUAAACGACCAAGGCCAUUACCUUUACCUUGUCCAUUUGGAACAGUAAGACAACCGGACGGAAGUUGUACACCAACAGAACCACCAACUCCAGUUCCAUGUCAGCCAGGAUCUAUUAGAGAACGUGAUGGAAGCUGUAGUCGGCCAGAGCUACCUACACCAAUAUCUUGUCCUUUUGGUACUAUAAGAUUACCUGAUGGAAACUGUGAACGUCCAAUUACCCCAGAACCAUCAUGUCCAUUUGGAGUUAAAACAAAACCAGGCCAACCUUGUCAAUGUCCUGCUGGAGAGACUAGACAACCUGAUGGAUCUUGUAUAAAACCUAUACCGUCACCGUAUUGUCCUUCUGGAACAGAAAAACAGCCUGAUGGCUCAUGCAAACGACCAGAACCAUUGCCUCUGCCAUGUAAAUUUGGAGAAAUGAGACAAUCUGAUGGAAGUUGUAGGAGACCAGAGCCAUCUACACCAUUACCAUGUCCUCCUGGAUCAGUUAAAUUACCUGAUGGGAGUUGUGAGGAACCAGAGCCAUCUACUCCAGUAUCAUGUCCUUUUGGAACUAUUAGACAAGCCGAUGGAACUUGCCUGAAGCCAAGUCAGCAGCCUUGCCCUUCAGGUUCAUAUAAACAGCCCGAUGGUUCUUGUCUCCGCCCAACCCCAGUACCACAGCCACGCCCUUGCCCUUUUGGAACUGAGAGACAACCUGACGGAAGUUGUCAGAAAUCUAAGCCAAAAACAUGUCCUGAAGGUUACCAUCUUACAACAUCUGGCGAAUGUAUACCUGAUAUUAGCUAUCUACCACCAACUACGCAGCCUUCCACCAGCGACGGUUACCAUUAUGAGAAACCUACCCCAGCAUUUGAACUUCCCACCAGAAGUACCGGCUCUACGGGAAUUAAUGGACCUACAACAGAACACGAAGGAAUGGGAUCUAAUAUAAACAGCGAGGUUCGGCAACCCGACAACAAAGGUGAAUCAGCAAACAGUAAUAACGUAUUCGUUUCAACGAAAAGUCCCACAAAAGGUCCUGUUAGAACACCGCCACCAUAUAAUCCUGACGAAGUUCAAGCUCCUGCAGGAUGUGCUGCUGCUUUGAAAUGCGUUCAAGAAAUUUACUGCACAGUGGAAGGAGUUGUAUCACCAGUACCUGUGGUACUCACCAAAGAACAGGAAUUGCUGAGAGUACCAACAACAGUUUGCAGAGACAUCGAAACAGGAAUUUUGGGUAAAUGUUGUCGUGACCCCAAUUAUGUGGACCCUUGGCCGUCCGCAAACUUGGUAGACGGAGUCGACGAUGGACAAUAUAAAGAAGAUAACUUCUAUGGUCAACAUGAUGUAGUCAACACUAAUAGACUCACUAGAAGAUCUAAUAAUACUAGAGCAUCUAUUGUUAGAAAGAGGCAAAGUAUUAAAAGUACACAAAAUGUAAUUAAGGAAUCCGAACCAACUUGUGGAGAAGUAAAUUUGAACUCAAGUCCCAUAGGACCCGGCCCCUUAGAUGCCAAUUUCGCCCAAUAUCCAUGGCAGGCUAUGAUUUUGAGAGAUACCAAUCGCAGUUUACUUUGUGGAGGUGCUAUUAUUGCUAAGGACGCUGUUCUUACUGCUGCCCAUUGUAUAGAAGGAUUACAAACUUCCGACGUUCUUGUCAAAGGAGGAGAAUGGAAAUUGGGAAUUGACGAAGAACCACUGCCAUUCCAAAUAGUUAAAGUUGCUGCAAUUAUUAGACAUCCUCGAUACAAAGAAGCCGGCUACGAUUUGGCUAUUUUGAAACUUACGGAGAAAUUUAGAUGGAGUAAAAAUGUAGGAAGUAUCUGCUUACCCGAUCUCAAAACUUCUCUUGGUAGCUGUAAAGUUACAGGAUGGGGAAAACGUAUUUUGCAACUACACGCAAGAGGGGCCAUUAUGCACCAUAUAGAUGUAAAAUUGAUGGAAGGUGAGAAAUGUAAGAAUAGCUUAAGUGAGAGGUUCCAAGAAUCACUACCCAAUUUCAAAGAACAUACAUUGUGCGCAACAUCAGAUAUCGACCAAUGUAAGGUCGAUUACGGUAGCGCUUUAGCUUGUACCAAUGACCAAGGCAAGUACGUAGUAGCAGGUAUAUUCGCUUGGGAUACGGGAUGCAAACAAGAAGGUCAGAUAGGUGGAUACAUCCCAACCGACUCCCCUUGGAUAGAAGCCACUUUACAAAAAUCAUUAAAAGAACUAAGAAGGCUAGAUAGAGAAUAUUUGCUCAACAGCAGAAAAUAGAGUUACUGUAAUCUUUAGUUAAAAACGAAUUGUUUAUACUGAAAUAAUCGUUUGUAGAAUUAUCAAAGUUUUUUAAAAUAAUAUCGAUUUUAUUUCCCUGUAAAUAUACUGUUAUAAAUAUGUGAUAGAUAUGUAAAAAUAUCUUCAGUUUAUUUAUUUAAGAAUUAAGAUUGUCAGUAACAAUUUUUGUAUAUUUUUAUAUUUAAUUAAAAAACUGCCAUAUAUCUAUUUUAUAUAUUAUCUUGCGCUAUUCCUACUCAUAUUACCUACCCAAGUUUAUAUAAAAAUUAUAAAAGUACAUAAAAUAUAAUACUCAUUUUUCUUAGUUUUAAAUGUGAAACAUUUUUAAUUCAAUUGUUGAAAAAUAGAUAUAUAGUUAAUAAAGGUAUAAAAAACA